This is a messenger RNA of Oikopleura dioica, 2175 nucleotides long. Lineage: Eukaryota; Metazoa; Chordata; Appendicularia; Copelata; Oikopleuridae. The record is from the annotation of a GenBank genome assembly.
AUGCUACGCAGGGCUGGCAAAGCAUACCGUCGCUUCAGCCAGAAGCCUCUCCAUGAAGAGUGGGCUGCACUUGCCCAGAAACAGCUCAAAGGGCGCGAUCCCCAAGGGUUGGAAUGGAAAACCGCAGAAGGCAUCACCAUGAAGCCAGUUUACACGAAAGCAGACGUAGAAGAUGUACCAGAUGAAAUCCCGGGCAAAUUCCCGUACACACGAGGACCUUACCCGACAAUGUACACAAAUAGACCGUGGACCAUCCGACAGUAUGCUGGUUUUUCGACCGUAGAAAAGUCCAACGCCUUCUAUCGACAAAAUCUUGCUGCGGGACAGCAGGGUCUCUCUGUUGCCUUUGACUUGGCAACGCAUCGAGGCUACGAUUCAGACAACGAGCGAGUCGUUGGAGAUGUUGGCAUGGCUGGCGUAGCGAUCGACUCAGUCGAAGACAUGAAACGUCUUUUCGAAGGAAUUCCUCUAGAAAAGAUGUCCGUUUCGAUGACGAUGAAUGGCGCGGUCAUGCCCGUCAUGGCUUUUUUCAUCGUUGCCGGAGAAGAACAAGGCGUCCCCUCCGAGAAACUCACUGGAACGAUUCAAAAUGACAUUUUGAAAGAAUUCAUGGUUCGAAAUACUUACAUCUAUCCACCCGCGCCCUCGAUGAGAAUCAUCGCCGAUACUUUUGCUUACACUUCGAAGAACAUGCCCAAGUUUAACUCGAUCUCCAUUUCUGGGUAUCACUUGCAAGAAGCUGGAGCCGAUUGCGUUCUCGAACUCGCUUUUACGAUCGCUAACGGACUCCAAUACUGCGCUACAGGCAUCGAGGCAGGACUCAAAAUUGAUGAAUUUGCUCCUCGGUUGUCAUUCUUCUUCGCCAAUGGAAUGAAUUUUUACAUGGAAGUGGCAAAACUACGCGCAGCCCGGCGAUUGUGGGCGGAUCUUGUUACAAAGCGAUUCUCCCCCUCGAAUCCCAAGUCUGCCAUUUUGCGAACUCACUGUCAAACCUCAGGAUGGUCUCUUACUGAGCAAGAUCCUUUUAAUAACGUCAUUCGAACAACCGUUGAGGCGAUGGCAGCUGUGAUGGGCGGAACACAGUCACUCCAUACGAACUCGUAUGACGAAGCUCUUGGCCUGCCGACGGUAGAGUCAGCUCGAAUCGCGCGAAACACCCAAAUCAUCCUUCAAGAAGAGUCUGGUAUCCCGAACAUCGCUGAUCCCUGGGCUGGAUCAUACAUGAUGGAAAACCUUACGAACGAGCUUUACUCAAAGGCAUUGGCCAUCAUCGAAGAAAUCGACGAACUUGGAGGAAUGGCAAAAGCAGUUGACUCUGGCAUGCCAAAAUUGAAGAUCGAAGAAUCUGCCGCUCGUAGACAAGCUCGAAUCGACUCCGCGUCCGAGACUAUUGUCGGCGUCAACAAAUACCGAUUGGAAGAAGAAUCUCCUGUCAACGUUCUGGAAAUCGACAACACAGAAGUCCGAGAGUCUCAAAUUCAGAAGUUGCAGUCUCUCCGGGCGAACAGAGAUGAAGCAAAAGCUCAAGCAUGCCUUGAAGCUCUUCGAAGCGCUGCACAGGGGUCUGAGAACUUACUCGCUGCUUGCGUUGAGUGCGCUCGAGCUCGAUGUUCACUCGGCGAGAUUUCCUCAGCGAUGGAAGAAGUCUUUGGUCGACACAAAGCUGCAGAAAGAAUGGUAUCUGGCGCUUACAAGUCUGAAUAUGGCGAAACAAGCGAAAUUACUGAUGCCAUCAACCGCGCAAAGCAAUUCGAAGAAAAAGAAGGAAGAAGACCAAGAAUUCUUGUCGCCAAAAUGGGACAAGAUGGACACGAUCGAGGAGCUAAGGUGAUUGCCACUGGCUUCGCCGAUCUCGGAUUUGACGUAGAUAUUGGACCUCUCUUCGCCACCCCAGCUGAAGCUGCCCAACAGGCGGUUGAUGCUGAUGUGCAUGUUAUUGGUGCCUCAUCACUUGCUGCUGGACACAAGACGCUCGUCCCCCAACUUGUUGAUGAACUCGCCAAGCUGGGCCGUGACGACAUUUUGGUGAUCGCUGGAGGAGUUAUUCCGCCACAGGACUAUGACUACCUUUUCGAACGAGGAGUUGCAGCUGUAUUCGGCCCAGGCACACGUAUCCCAGCAGCAGCCAUGUCCGUUAUUGACGAGAUCGAGAAGAAAAUUGACGCGAUGAACUAA